Molecule: messenger RNA, 2376 nt
Organism: Xylona heveae TC161
Lineage: Eukaryota; Fungi; Ascomycota; Xylonomycetes; Xylonales; Xylonaceae
Exons: 2
Coding region: 1-2376 (791 amino acids)
Source: RefSeq, a predicted model, not a curated record
AUGCUGACCGCCUACUUAACAAGUAGCUAUUUGCAAUACAAAACGGACACAAAUGUGGUGGCAUCUUGGCUUGCAACGACUGCCAAAAAGCUUGGCUGUACGGUGGACCUUCUUGUAAAAUCUCCAGAGGGCGAGCAAAAACACCAGCAGAAACAACCAACAGGGAGACUCAAGGGGAGAGUUAGGAAGGCAGCUCCUGAAGCAUCACACCCUCCAGAGACCGAGCGUUCCAGUCCAUCCUCUAAAGCCCCAGCACGUCUAAUUGCGAUUCAGGACUUUGUCCGUCUUGCCGAAUAUAUUGCGAACCAUAACAGCCCUGCAGUCACUGUACCUGAGUACUUUGUCCGUUCCAUAACCCGGGCGAUUGCAGUUCGACGAAGCCAUGGCGAGCUAGUCUUCCACAAAGACAAACGAUCCGAUCAAAAGCAUACUUUCUUCAUCUCGAUUCUAGAAAGGGUAUCAGACAUACUGCGUUCUCAGAUACCCUCCGAUCUGAAACAGCCACCGUCAAGUCCUACGGCCGAUGCCAGUUCAACCAACGCGUUUGACGUUCUAGGCGUUCAAGAGCCGUCCAGACAAUUUUUGCAAGCCCCAAAUGUCUCUCCAACUCCCGUUCAACAGCUUCCCGAUCUUAACUAUGAAGCUGAGAGAUUUGAUGAUGCCGAAGAAGCCUUUCUUGCAUUUACGCUUCUUCUGACAGAUUAUAGCAACCUUCGCUCAGUGAUCUCCCAAACUUGGGAGGGCUAUCGCCAAGGGCUCUAUUUUCUUGAUCUCUGCUCCCGCCUUGGGGAAGACCAGGAUACUAAGGAGUAUCCAGACGACGAAAUGAACUUCCGCAUCUACGAAUCAUCGCAGACAUUCAUGUUGCCCACCUAUCAGAUUCUGCGAGGAUUUAUCGACAUGCUUGAACCAGAUUACCUUCCGGAGUACAAACCUGGGUUCUGCGGGAAAUACGAUCCCGUCAGUGACCGAUCAAAGAAGACAGCACGCGAAAAGUUCAGGGAAGAUAAAAUCCUUCUUAUGGAAAUACUCCCAGAGUUCUGUAUGAUUUGCUUGGGAUUAGUGGGUGACGUCACGGAAGAUGGGCUCACCCGGGGUCUCCGGACGGCUUUCAAAACAAAAAAGAUCUCGCUGUCACUUUUGCUCUCGACACAGGUUUACUUAGAUAUCCAUCACAUCUUGCGGGAUGGGGUAUCAAGAGGUUUUGAUGAUCUACAAAAGGUCGGACGGGUGAUUGGCAAGUCCAUUGAGUUGACAUUGAAGUUUCACGAGUCGCUCCGAAUCAUGAAUUGGCCUCGAUCAAACGAUAAGGCUUUUGAGGGAUUGCAACUACAGAUCCAUGACUGGGUUAAAAAUGAUGCCAUGAUGGAAGCAAAACGAAGGGUAGGGCGCCUCUCAGGGGACGCUUUUCAACUUUUGAGGUCUCACCCACUCUUCUGCGGCUUGUAUGCAUACAAUCUCAAAGCGCGCUAUCAAGAAAUUAGCAUUGUCUUUGUCAAUGCCUGGGGCUCGAUUUUGUAUACCUGUCACUUGUACAAUGCUGCGCAACAGGAGAAGCUCCUCCAGAAGGAGUGGAAGGACAUGGAGAUGUUCAUGCACUUGCAUCGCAAUGUGUUUGUGGGGAGCAAACCCGACAAUCCCGAAGAUUAUCUCAGACGAUUCUCCUUGUCUAUGGGUUAUUCCGCCACGGCUUUCGCCAAAAGCAAGCGCAGCAGAGAGCUGCAAGCUUCUAAGAGAGGGCCGAAGUGCAUUGAAGAACUCGCACCUGUAGCGCAGAUGUUCAAAGGUCGCUACUGCUACGACCUUGGCCAAAUGGAUCUGACAAAGGAUGAUUUGGAGAAAAUAGUUUCCAAAUCGAAGUGGAAGCAGGACGAAAUUAGUGAAGGUGUUUACCAGCUUUCCCUAGAUGAAACCGCAAAGGAAAAUCGAGCGACGACCACACCGCAGCGUCAACUCACCCUCACAGAGCUCUUGGAACAUCUUCGGAACGCACUAGUAGGCGAGACGCUGGAACUUAAUUUCGACCAUUUGUUCCUGCAUCGCCUUUGUUGGACGCUUCUCCGUUCAAUUAAUGAAUCUUGUAGAGAACAGCUCCAAGCAAUUUACGGAUCCGGAUAUCUGGGAGUAGAAAGCCAACUUCCCUUUAUAGUCGGCUACAUCUUCAUGGCCGCAACAAAUACCAAAAAACUAGGCGAACUUCUUGUGCAUAAGAAGUCUGACGUGGUGACAAGCAAAUUGCUAGUCGCGGCUGCCGCUCGCAUGGAUGGAUAUAUUGCGCAAAUUGGAACGGCGGUAAUCAAAUUCAUGGAACUGGGGUACCGUAUGCGGGUGGUAGAUGAAAGUCAGUCCGAGUCAAAUGAGGUUAUCGCCUCUUAA